UAUCUAUCUACCUAUCAUUCUAUCUAUCUAUCUAUCUAUCUAUCUAUCUAUAAAUGUUUGCCUGUCUGUCUAUCCAUGUAUCUGUCUGUCUAACAUUUCCUAAAGAGACUACUAACUCUUCAAUAAGCAAGCUAAAAGGUAGAGCUAAUUCCUUCACAAAACCCGAAAAGACCAGUUUCCAUCUGUUGAUCCAAUAAGCCUAGCGUCGUCUAAGCCUUGUGAAAUUUUUGCGAUACUUUUCAUUUUUGGUUUAUUUUCACCUUAUUAGUUGUUUAAUUUUUCCUUAUUUUAAACUUGUCUUUAAUAUUUAGUUUUAUUUUAUUUUCAUUUAACUAUAUUUUUAUUUUUUAUCCUUAUUUUCAAGAAUUCUUUCAUUUUGUUUUGAUUUCAAUUCGCUUGCCAGUUUAUUUUGUAGUAGUAAUUAUUUUAAAACUUAAAAACAAACAAACAAUCAUGAGAGCGAACAACUAAGAUCGCACGAGCCCAAUGCAGGGGUGGAUUUCAAACUAUCUUAAAUAGGAAGAGACCUUCCAAUUGAAUUGGCAAUAAUGAAAUUAAACGUAUCCAGCUAACAACUGGCACUUGUCCGAAAUUAAUAAAUUUAGAACAAUGGAUAUUACUGGUUUCCUUUCAUUUUUUUCUUUUGUUUCCUCUUUGCUUGUUUGUUUGUUUGUUGUUGUUGUUGUUGUUGUUUCCUUUUGGGGGGGGGGGGCAAAGUUCCAAAAAUUUUAACAAUUACAACUAAGAAUAAGUUUCAUUCCUUUUAUUCGCAAUGUACUUUUAAGAAAAAGCGAGACAAUCGUGACAUGUAUUUUCCUGCAACAAUAUAUCACUGGUAGAUCACACUGUUGCUCCAUCGAUAUCAACCGCCCAAUAUUUCUUUUAUCGGUGUUAACUUAAAUCACUUGAUAAAAGAAUUAUAAAUACACAAUUAUUUCGCCAAAGGGUCGCUCAAUGCUGGAAUUGAUUACAACUGAUUACAGUCGGGAUAAACUGUCUGUAAGUUCUUUUUCUUGUCUCUUAUUUUUCUUAUUUUUGCAUCCCCUCUAGAUUUGCCCAGAUGUCCCUUUAAACUGAGAUAAACUUGACAUGAAAAAUGAGUGAAGUGCAAAGCGAACAAUAACACGAUGUAAUUAAGCUUGUUAUCUUAAAUUUUUUAAAUUAAACUAGACUGCCUGCUAAAGAUCUGUGAAUGAUAUGUAAUAAGAUAAUAAAUAGCAUUUACCACGUUGUUGAGCUCUUCUGUAUCAGUUUCUUGUAAUUAUUUCUUAGCUAACAUAGGGCACGAUAUUCAAGUUAUUAUUCAUUGUGGUAUGGGUGUAUAGUAGGGUUCGUCUACCUUUUGACUGUCCACUGCUGGUCCUCAUCAGUCCAUGGCGUCGAUUUGCUGAACGGGACUUAAACCAGGACUGUAACAGUUGCUAGUGAUCGGUAUAUGUCGAACGUCACAUCAGUUUUACAAAUAUUCAAGUUUAGUACUUGUUGCAGUACUAGAUGCUUUCAAGAAAUUGCUCUGUAUCAAAUAUGUUCGUAAAAGUAUUUACCUCUCAACUGCUUAAUUCCAUGGAUUUAAUGACCCUUCCUGUACAUGUAUUCAUAAUAUUUUGAGCAAGUAAGCCAUGAUGAUACUUUCAUCACUGUUGCAUUUCGGACGAUUGAGAGACAUGGGAACGAAUUAAUCAGAAAUUGAUAUCCUGGCGGCAUAGUUUAGAGGCGCGCGCAGGCUCGUGGGAUAGUUUCGGACUAUUUUUGGUUUUGGCGUGGGAUUUGUGGCAUUGUACGUCAGCUCAGUUGACGUGUUCGCUAUUCGUUUUGUUUUGCAUAGUUUCUUUUCCUAUGGUUAUGUUCUUACGUGUUCAGAUUGGAAUAUAGCUUAUGUGUUUGGGUUUUUUGACCUGCUUUCUUUGAAAUUAGUCUCUUUGGAGUAGUCUAUGUAUUCACUGUUCUGUUUUUUGCGUAAAUCAUUUCCCCGUGGUUUCUUGCCACAGUAUUGGCAGGGGACUACGUUUUCACACCUUUCUUGGCCACUUCUCAAAGGUGGUUUUAAGUUGGUUUUCGAAUCUGACCUUGCACACUUUCUUGCCUAGAGCAUGUAGUAAACAAACUAAAGGAACGUUUUUUUCUGUGUAAAGGCAGAAAUGAACCAAGGGAAGGCGGAGUAAUUGAUCUGUAAUCAAGAAGGACCAACAUACUGCAAAGUGCAAAAUACCAACAAGAGCUCUUCCAAAUUUAUAUUUGAAUCCAUGGAAACCCUCGGGUAAUGACUCACAUAAGCGUUAGUAGGUAUGCAAAUAUCCACAAAACCUUGCCUUACUGGGUGAAUUUACUCCUCAAUAGUGCUGCUCGGCUGGCCUAAAUUUGUUUGUUUUUUUGUUUGUUUGUUUGUUUUUUUUAGUCCUAUUUCAAAGGCUAAACACUCCACCGUCCACAUCACUUUUGCGAAAAACAUCUUGCGUCUACUUAAAUUUCCCCUCGCGCGAAAAAGUUGAAUAACUUGAAAACCGUUCAAGUUAUAUUAUAUGGAGUUAUAUAGAGUGGGAUGAAUAGGCGAACGGUUCGGUGGAGUUUGAAAAUAUUUUUGCCCAGAUUUCGGAUUUUAAGCAAGAUUUUAACGCAUUUUCGGAUCCUGCAAUUGCAGCGGAUUGAGGAUUCAUCUAUUUUAAAUUGGGCGUGGAUUUUCGUCUAUGCGUGUAAUUAAAAUAUUUUUGCCCGGGUUUCGGAUUCAAGGCGAAAAUGGAGGGGCGGAUUUGUAUAUGUAAUAGGACUACAUGCUGUCCAAUUUGGAAAUAAUUGGAUGAAAAAAUUCCGAGGACAGCCAAAAUUAGACGAGGCCGUAGGCCGAGUCCAAUUUCGCUGUCAGAGGAAUUUUUUGAGAAAAAUUAUUUCCAACUUGGACAGUUUUUGCGAAAUAUUGUACACUUGAACCCGUCCGUUUGUAGUUGAAAAAAAAAAACACACACACACACACACACACACACAUACGCAAGAUCUAAAAAAGAUUUCUUUUCCUAGUGUCAUUCAAAUUAUUCUUUGCAAGUAAACAAACGUACAACUAGUAUUGCUGUUUCAUACUUUGGCAUUUUGUUGCCAAUUCAAAUUUUGAAAGCUCCUUCAAUGGUCUGAACACAUACUGUGCUACAGAUGAAAACCGCAGUUUCGAGUAUAAAGAAGACAAAGCCACAACGCAAAUACUUAAUUUAAAUACAAAAACUAGUGAAAAUAAACAACUCAUUCAUUGCCUCAAACGAUUUCCGCAGAAUUGGUCCAUUUGUUUUUGUACUGCCAACAUCUAAACACAAGUAUCUGUGUUUUCUUAUUCUGGUUCAAAGUGUCACUGCUUGUGCAUUUUCAAGAAAUCUAUGCGUUGAUUGUUUCCAAUACAAACUUUCAUCUGUUUGGUCAUACAUUUUCCUUUGCUUUUAAAUGGCCCAGAAAAGAAGCCAAAAGAAAACGGCACUACUGAGCAAGAAAACAAAACGACAUUCACAGCAACAAAAAGCCAAGAGUGUUCGAGGACGAACCGGUGUCAGCCAACGAAACUUUUCUUGGUGCGUUGUCACAGGGACCUUGCGCUGAUUGGCUAGUUUGCAUUGCCUAUGUUAUUUUCUGACAUUUGAUUGGCUCAGACCAGCUGCCCUAUUUUUCUUAAAUUGGACAGUUUGCGUAUUGGUAAAGGAAAGCCCUAUCUGAAACUAUCCAAAUUAAUCCUUAAUUGGACAGUUCGUUAAAAUUAAUAAUAGGGACCACGAGGAGCCGCAUGCAGUACAAUUUCUGUCCCGUAAUUUAAUCAGUUAAAUCAUUAAAGUUGACAGGUCUUUCUGAUGAUCAAAGCGACCGUUCGGUUUACCAUUUACACCUUCAGUGCGAAGACUGUCACGGGAACAUUAACACCUUCAGGAUAAUUGCUUACCAUAACAGUGGUAGGUCGCGCGCGUCUGGUCGGUUUCGAAGAACGUGAUCGUGACUGUUGUUUUCAUUCAGUGACUGUGCGCGUUGAUAUGCCAACGUUUAAAACAGACUGCGACAUUAAAUUUUUGUUAUAAAAGCAAAGAAGCUGCUGAGUAGAAACUAAACUGUCCCAGAUCUAUUCCGUUUCAUUCAUUCCGUUUCAUUCGUUUCAUUCAUUUUGAUGGGGUCUGUAUGAUGAAUUUACUUCUGCCUUCUAAUCAGGCACGUAAACAACAUAGAGAUAAAACAUUUCAUUUUGCUUUUGUGGAGUAAAUUCAUCUUAAGAAAGUUAAACUAGUGGACAACUUUCUCCGCGUACUUGUAAAAAUGGGCAUUUAAAAUGUCGCGCUACAGUGCGAAAAUCUUCUUGUCGUGGAUUAGCUUUCAGUAUACAUAUUGUUAAUCUUCAUUUCGCGCCAGAAUAAAUUAGUUUGCGCACAAAGGGCUUCUAAAAAAAGUCACAAGGUUUGUCCCACUUCGAGUCCACCUUCUGGAGAUACGCCGGCAUGGUAGUGGAAUACAUUGCCGAGGCGAAGAUCUGGCAUUUUUUCCUCCUCGUCUUUUUUUCCCCGCGACGUUUGUUUAUAUUUGUAGUGAGAAUGCCGUGCAUAUCGGUGGAUUUUACUUCAGUGAAGUGGGCUUCAGUUCCUGCGGCUUGCUACUCAUCAUAAAGAAGAGUGCCGGAAUCGCUUUGUUCGCCUUUAACAGAUUUGUUGUCGAAUGCAAGGUAAAAGAACGGACUACUGUAAGGUAAGAAUUGAAGUUUAAAUUUGUUUCUCGACGAAAAAUGGUGCAUACAACUCGUGAAACCCGUGAGUAUUACCUCUGUUUAAUAUACCGGAUGUCAUGCGAUGACCCCUCGCUUUUACGAUGGAUAAGACCGAUACAAACAAUAAUUUCUUUCGCAACGUUUAGUAUAAUUUACUUAAUAUGGAGAUCAUCUGAGGACGAUUUUUCGUUAUAUAUGCUUCAUUUCUUGGCUUAUUCCGGCUACGUGCGAAAAAUUAGAUGACAAUGUUUGUGUGCUAUAAUUAUACUGAUAAUUUCUUGCACCUUGAAACUAAUGAAAGCCAAACUUGUUUAACCCUAGCAAAAACCUCUUUUAAUGGAGAAACUCAACCUGAUAGUUGCACUAAAAUCUAAUAAUUGUCACUGCAUUUGCAUGCUCUCUGUAACCUCGUGGGUAGAACAUACCUGAUGGUUACAUUAAUAAUAAUCACUGCAUUUGCUCUCUGUAGCCUCGUGGGUAGAACAUACCUGAAGGUUACGUUAAUAAUAAUCAUUGCAUUUUCUCUUUGUAACCUCGUGGGUAGAAUAUACCUGAUGGUUACAUUAAUAAUAAUCACUGCAUUUGCUCUCUGUAACCUCGUGGGUAGAACAUACCUGAAGGUUACGUUAAUAAUUAUCAUUGCACUUUCUCUUUGUAACCUCGUGGGUAGAACAUACCUGAAGGUUACGUUAAUAAUAAUCAUUGCAUUUGCUCUCCGUAACCUCGUGGGUAGAAUAUACCUGACGGUUACAUCUAAUAAUCACUGUAACCUCGUGGGUAGAACAUACCUGAGGGUUACGUUAAUAAUAAUCAUUGCAUUUUCACUUUGUAACCUCGUGGGUAGAACAUACCUGAUGGUUACAUUAAUAAUAAUCACUGCAUUUGCUGUCCGUAAACUCGUGGGUAGAGUAUAUUACAUUAAUAAUAAUCAUUGCAUUUUCUCUUUGUAACCUAUGCCUCUCUCCUGGAAAUUUUGCCCUGUCCUUUGAGCAUAGUGAUCUUUGGGUAGCAAAUUCACGAAAACAGGGAAAACGCUUUUUUUAACAACAGCAUUUAUAUUAUUUGGCUUUUUGAGGGAGGUUAAACAAUAAUUGAAUAGAAUAUAAAAAAAGCUGAUAAAGCGGAAAAAUUUAUCUUUACAAAAUGCGCUUUGACAAUGUCAAGAGUGAAAUAAGCUGAAGUUUUGUAGUUAGCCCGAAGAAAACCUGUUCCUGCAUGAAAAGCAGUUCUGAUUCCCUUCUCUUAACUAGAAGAGAUGCAUAUCCCUGUGACCCAGUUUUUUAACCAGGAGCGAUUCCCACUCACUUCUGAUACUUUAUUGACACGAGUUCCUAUUUCAAUAUAUGUCUAAUUCAAGCUUAGCCGGGUGAUAGCUCUUCAUUAGCGAAAAGGUCUAAGUGAUAUUUUGAUUGACGUGUUGUUUUGGAUCCUGAGGUUUUUUAACACCUUUUCUCUAGCUUAACUGGCGAAGAUAUUCUAGGAAUUUGCCCUUCAAUUCCAAAUUCUUUGAUGUGCCGCCAGAUGCCGUGCAAAAAUAUCACCGCUUGCGGCUCCUCGUGUUAGAAUCCACCGACGCGCCGGCAAUGAGAACGUCGCUUAAAAAGUUGCGUGCUUCCAGUCUUUAUCGCAAUUAUUCCUAGCCACUUACUAUGUCAAAUGUAGGCGAACCCUCCUGAAAUGGAAUUCCUAGGGACCAUAUCCAAGUUCGCAAAGAGAAAUAAAAUUUCGCUGUUGCUUGUUUACGUACUCUAUAAAACGCGAAAUUAGGCAUUUUCACGUCGUAUUUGUGCAAAAACGGGCAAAGAAAUGUAGAAAAAAGCGUGAUGAACAUGCACAGAUGUUGUUUUGCUUCAAAAACCUAUUGUUUUUUUGACGUUCUCUUUGCCGUCCGCGUCGUUGGAUCUGAAAGUUCCUAAUAAUAGCUUUGCUGUCAAUAUCGGAUUAACUAACAGCUAUAUAAUUAGGUUAAUAAAUCAUAACGGUUCGGCGGAUCUACAUACUUCUAUUCACCCCCGUCUAUAUAUGACCACCAAAUUUAGCGACUUUUCCUAAAAAUUAUCUGCAAACAUUUUAAUUUAAAGUGGUCGUGACAUGGACGUCAACAUUGACGUUACCAUAGGAAUCAAGUUUUGUCAGCCAUGUUUUUCACAAUUUGCACUUUUUUUUCUAAAAAAUGGGUUUUAAUUAUGUUCUUACCAAUGGAAUUAUGAUAUUACAUUUACAUUAGCAUUAUCUUAUCAAAGUUAUUGUCGCUGUCGAUGAAAUCCAGGCUUUGUAGUGACUAAAAUAAAACACAAACAGCGGUGAUAAACAUUGUGAGGUUUCGCAUUUUUGUAAACUUGACUAGCACUAUUCAACAUACAUUUUCAAAAGUGAUCUUAAGUGACCAUUAAAGCAAGUGACGAGAAUAUAUAUUAAAAAAUUACAGACGCUAAGAUCACUCUUCAGUUAUUGUUGACCGUGAAGUUCCUACCACUGGACAUAACAUUAAAUGGGAUCGCUUUUGAAAUCUUAGCAUCUGACAAAACAGAUUAUCAUUGUAACAAAUAAAAGAAACAUUUUUGUCUAUUUUGUCAUGAUUUAUUUUGUUUAUACAAGGCCUUACGCCAGCUUUUAAUGUCAACAUCAGCAGUGAAAAGCUGUUGCUUUAUUGGCUGUUGCCUAAAUUUUGUAUUCAUUACUGUUAAGAAUUUUUAAAUUCUUAUUCUCAUUUCCAGACCUCUUGUAAAAAAUAUGUAGUUUCGUCAUUUGCUUUAACGCACACUUAUGAUAACUUUUGAAAAUGUAUGUUGAAUAGCAUACGAACGUCAAGUUUAAAGAAUUGCAAAACCUCAAAAUGUUUAUCACCGCUGUUUGUGUUUUAUCUUUGAUCAAACUACGUUGGCCUAACAACAAAAGUCUCUUUGUAGCGACUAGUUUGAGAAAAAAAAAACAUGACCAAAUGGAACAUGCUGAGUUUAAUUUCCAACAGUGUUCAUUUCUCCCCGAAUUGCAUAUUUUGUAGAUUUUUUUGCUUCCUAUGCAUCCUUUAAUACUCAGAUCAAGUUUCAUAUUAAAAAUUCCUCGAUGUAUGUGGGUUUUAAGUAAUUCAAAGUUACGGCUCUAAGAUGGCGGAUGCUUUCAGUCCCUUUUCAGUAAUAGAUGAUGCCAUCAUGACAUCACUGCUAUUGUUAAAGGUUAUUUAUACGUUAGCGAACUUGUUGAUUUUAUCAAAUACCUUAGUAUUUAAGUAUUUUUCGCUUAAAUGUACUUUGAGGAAAUUUGGAAUCUGCCAAUAAAUUCAACAAUAUGACGUCAGAUUACGUCAUUGCGUCAAUAAUCAAUAUGCCUAGAUGUUGAAAAUGAUGAGUACUUGUAAUUUUGCUUGCUGUAGCAUGAGCAGUUUUGAAAUAGGCUAGUUUCGUAUUCCCGGGCGGCCUAGGACGAGCGAUUUUUUUUGCGCAAAAGCGAGGCUAAUGCGGGUCACUUCUCACCAAGAAGCCAAACAAACAUAAGAAAACUGCGGCUGAGUUGGAUUAAGAAAAAACGAUUUAAACGUUGAAAGGUUUUGGAGGUCUCAAAACUUACUUACAGGCUUGAGAACUCAUUGUUUCAAACAGCACAAAAAAAUCAGCACGUCAUCACUACAGAAAUACGACGAGGAUAACCAGAAAUUGACCGAAAUAGUGGUCGGUGAUUCAGAUCAAUAAAAAUGCGAGAUGGUUUCAAAAUCUUUUAACAAGGUAAAUACCUUACAGCCAUAUUAACGUCAUUUUCAGUGAUGGUUAAAACUUCUUUAAGCCAUGUUUUUUCCAAUGCAGUUUACGUUCUUGUCGAAAGUUUUUAAAUUAUACUGAAACCUUCUUUCUAGCUAAAAAUUUGUCUAACGGAGCCAAUGCAAAAUCUUGUGUAUUUGGAAAAAAAAAUAGUUGAAUAGGCUUAAACGAAGAUGACUAAAACGUAUAAGUUUAUUUAUACAUUUAUAAGCUUACAUUUAGCUUACAUGGUUUAUCAAAUUUUUCAGUCACAUAAAGAAAAACGUAUGCACACUUCACUCGACAAGACCUCGAAUACAGAAUUCCACACAGAACAUAUACUAAGCAGUUUAAAGGGAUACUCUAUACCCGGCCAAAACGGCAAUUUUACGAAAAGAUAGCUUACGGCCUUAUUUUAAGAUUUUGAUAAAAUAAAAUGUCCAGUUCUUCUGCAUCUGCUUGAAAACGAUAAAAGCUGUUCGUCACGCAAUUUUAAUUUUGCGCUUCAGCUAUAGAAACCGAUAAUGACGUAGAAAGAAGGUACUGUCUUAAAUCAAUACAAAGUGGCUUCUAGGUUUCCGGUCCGUUUUGAACGGUCAAUAAAGGAUUUUUUGGAUGAUAUUUCAGGGAGAAUUUUGUAAUACCACACUGCUGCAUCGCUGUUGAUUGUUUCAACACUCGACGGAGUUAGUCUAUCACUAGCAUUGGCCAGAUGAUCGCCGAUAUGAUCCUCAGAAUUGGUCUACAUGUAUCUGAUUUACUUCUGACGAUGUUUUCAUUGCAUAGUGUGUUACGUAUUGUAUUUGUCGAAUUUAAUAUGUGGGUUGGCCCUAUAAUAGCACAGGUAACCCAGGCUCUGUGAUAGUACCACAGUACGGUUCCAGUAAAAUUACAGUGUUUGUAUGGGGUAAAAAUAUCAUCCUAAAAUUUCUAGGAAAUACUAAAUAAAGGUCAAUGAAACUUACUCUGCAGUUAAUUGUUGUUGUCCUUAUUGUUCCAACGAAGUUUCGUGAUAAUUUGCAGUAAUUUGUUCAAAUUCACUCUAUCUACAAUAAUAAUAUACAAGGUAGGAAACACGAGGUGCCAUUUUCGCCGACAUGCUCUCAUUCAACACAACUUUUUCCACGAAAUUCGAACUCCAACGGAAAAUAAACAUGCCAGGAUCGUAGAAAUAGGAUAGCAGCAGAUAUAGAAACCAAUGAAGCUUUCCCAGAUAGAGAAACGAAUCCCACAGACUUGGACAAACUCGAAGAAUAUAAUCCAAACACACCGAGAAUACGCUCGCCGAAGCAGCCGGGCCAGAUCAACGUGCGGCCAAGAAAAUGAAGCCUGGGCACUGUACAAAAAAAUUCCAUCCCGGGGGUCCUGGGGUGACCUUUCUAGGGACCGAUACAUCAUUUGCCCAAGGCCACCCUCCCCUGCUGGAAAAAUACUUGAUAGAAGGCAAUUGUUCUUCUUAGCCAAUCACCAUUUGCCAGAGCAAACCCCGCACACGCGCCUGAAUUUAAAUGGCUAAAAAAAAAGUAAUAUAAUCAGGAGAGUCUGCGGAGUUACAAGGCGUCCCAUUCCUUUUACUAAGGAAUGCAAAUAACAGUAAUGAAACUAAUGAAAAAACAACGCGAAAUGCUUACAAGGCGGGCUAAAAACAAGGUUGAACAAAAGGUAGAUGAUGACUGAGAUACUGUUGCUGUGAACCCUCGAGCGAAACUACCGUAAAUAAACAGUGAAGCUUACAAACUAAUGUCAAAAAUUAUACAGAAAAUUGCAUCAGAAUAUGAAUUGCGAUAACUGAGACGAAUGUGAAAGGCACGUGCACUAGUAAACAAAGAACUAGCGCGAUUAACAUAUUUAGCGAUUAAUGCGGCAGUAACACGCCAACUUCUUGUCAAUACAAGUGAACGCUCUAUCAGUUAAAUAUGUGAAUCAUCGAGAUACACCUCUCUUUGAAUUUGGUCCUGUUGUACAAAUGCCUCGGUAAGAGCCAAAAUUCGCUUAUAUCUUUUGCUCGUUUUAAGUUUUGUAAAUCCUCCUUCGUUGUUCUUUCCUUUGCCCUUAUAACCUUGCCCUAUUGAUGUUUGAUAAACUUUCUGAGGACCCGCGCCAGGAGCUGAAUAUAGUUCGAGAGGAAAAUAAUCUCUUUAUAACAGGCCAUAGUGAUUGGCUAGGAAGAACAAUUGCCUUCUAUCAAGUAUUUUUCCAGCAGGGGAGGGUGGCCUUGGGCAAAUGAUGUAUCGGUCCCUAGAAAGGUCACCCCAGGACCCCCGGAUCGGAUUUUUUUUUGUAUAGUGCCCAGGCUUCAUUUUCUUGGCCGCGGGUUGAUCUGGCCCGGCUGCUUCGGCGAGCGUAUUCUCGGUGUGUUUGGAUUAUAUUCUUCGAGUUUGUCCAAGUCUGUGGGAUUCGUUUCUCUAUCUGGGAAAGCUUCAUUGGUUUCUAUAUCUGCUGCUAUCCUAUUUCUACGAUCCUGGCAUGUUUAUUUUCCGUUGGAGUUCGAAUUUCGUGGAAAAAGUUGUGUUGAAUGAGAGCAUGUCGGCGAAAAUGGCACCUCGUGUUUCCUACCUUGUAUAUUAUUAUUGUAGAUAGAGUGAAUUUGAACAAAUUACUGCAAAUUAUCACGAAACUUCGUUGGAACAAUAAGGACAACAACAAUUAACUGCAGAGUAAGUUUCAUUGACCUUUAUUUAGUAUUUCCUAGAAAUUUUAGGAUGAUAUUUUUACCCCAUACAAACACUGUAAUUUUACUGGAACCGUACUGUGGUACUAUCACAGAGCCUGGGUUACCUGUGAUAAUAGUGAAUGGCCAAUCAAAGAUGUAUUUAUUUUUUUGUUGACCAUAUUACAACAACACUUGGCGUAUUUACGUCCUCAAUUAAUAUAUAAUCUGGUCUAGUUACCAACAUUAGGCUAAGCUAUGUAGAUUAGUCGAUUGGUUAUUAAUAUGAUAACUUUAUCUUAUCAAAUUUUGCCAGUGUUUAAAUUCUCAGUAUAUCAGCUGUGAGGAUUAUUCCAUAACUGACAACAUCCUUCACAAUUCGUGUUAGAAAUUUUAGCGGAGCUCUCGCGCGUACACCGACCGACCGCCCGACCGUCCGUCCGUCCGCACCACAAGCAAACCAAUGUAAAAUAACUCAAUCAACAGGUCAACAGGUAUGGCAGCCCAAAUGCAAACACGAGGUUAUUUUGGCGGAAAAUCGCAUAGCCACCCGCGUCUGAGACAACUAAAGAGUCAAUGAAGACAAAAACGGAAAGGGGAAAUUGUCUCUGUAUCUGUGUUUUCUAAAGUAUUAGGCUUAGAUUAAUUGUCAUGUCCACAAAUUUGGAAUAUAGAGCAAGAGAAAGACAGAGAAAAAGAGAAAGUAGGCGGCAAGCUAGCGAAGCUCAACGAGAAAAGGACGACAGAGAUCUAGAGCGAGAGAUAAAAAAUCAAAGGAGACACUUUUUGUUGGAAGAACAACAUGAAAAUGUUGUUGCGGCGGUGACAAAAAUGAGAAAUGCUAGCGGCCAACAAUGCAAGGUGAAAAUGAGCGGCAGUGAAAAAAAGUGAACGCGAACACGUACGACAUUUCCUCCAUAAAAAGUGUAACUAGGAAGUUUCUGGAAGUUUCACGUUGUAGUCGUGCAAAACAAAGGCAAAGAAGUGUGCAAAAAAAGUGUGCUGCACGUGCAAAAAUGUUUUUUUGCUAAUUAGACCUAUUGUUGUUUUUCACCGUUCUCCGGCGUUGCCUUCGCCGCUUAGCAUUACACGAUUUUAUAUUUUCUUUGAACAAACUAUAACGAAUAUUAUCGAGAGCUCCGCUUCGUACAUUUCGGUCGUACAUUGUUGUUGCUCUUUCUAUUUUGGAGACUAUGAUGAUAACUCUAUGGCACCCAUCUGGCGUGAUGCCACUGGCCUGUGUAUAGGCACAGUAUAUUUUUUAUUACAGUCAGCACUCUAAGGCGAAACUGUGUUGUAUUCUCUGCCCUGCUAUGCUACACCGCUGUUUAUACGUUGUUUGUCUGUGUUGUCAUGUGCUGCUGUAUUGGUUUUGUAUUUGGCCUCUUAAGGCCACCCCUAGUAAUCGGGUCUGGCCUUGCUUUGAACGCUGCCUGUUUUGUUUUGUCUUUAUUUUGCUUUCGCAUCGGACAAUGCCUCGUCCUUUAUGUCCCAAAAUGACAGCACGUAGGUUGGGGCCCUCUGGCUUCCCACGUCAGGCGUGUGUGCACAGGACUCUUUACCUUCCACAUCUACAUCCAGCUUCACACCAACUGCCACGACAUCAUCCCCACCCACCUUGAAAUCACCAUCCAUAGUCAACCCCAGUUCAACCAUGGUUCAGGAUAUAGCUAAAGCAGUAUGUGAAGCAGUUAUCCAGUCUCUGGAUCCCUUCAUGGUGCACGUGUAUCUGCAGUCUGUCUCGGGGUCAGUGUCCUCACUGGUGAAAACACCAGUGAGCAGAUGCCACUGUACAGGAGUCUGUGGCUUCUGCUAUAAAUUCUCUCUCAGAUGAGCCUUCAUCUGAGGUGGCUCCAGCUUAUGAAAAUUGCUUCCUUUUUAAAAUCAUUAUAUUUUGCUGAUUAGCAUCUGUAAUGCAACCUCUACCUUUAUCUAAUGUGAUGUCAGAUGCUCGCUUAAACUGGAGACUUUCCGUAAAGAAACACUCACCGCUAACAACCGUUCGUUAAAGUUAAUUUUGCCACCGGGUCCCCGGGUGGAUGAACCUUUCUUAUCUUCCGCUUAAGUUGGUUCUGCUUGAAAUUCAUUGGCAAUUUCUUUCACUUCGUCGUUGCUUGCCACUUCAUCAUUGAGCCUUGAUCCCCUUCUUGCGCCUUUAUAUCUUUGACAGCCCUCUGUAACAGAUCCAGUAGAAUCUAUAUCUUCACUGGGCUCUCGAUUAAAACGUCACUGGGUUGGUUUAUUUUCUUCUGGGUUUUCUUACCUUAGUUGUUUAGUUGUGUUCUUCCCAUAAAAGGGGGGGGGGCCUUACGUUUUUACCGGCAUGAAAACUUUGAACAGCUUGUACAUAUUUCUAUAGCGACAAGAACUAAACGGCUUGCUCUUUUUAAUGUGAGAUUGAUAACCUGUACCCUCUGUAUUUUGUUUUUAAUUUGUCAAUGUUAAUAAAUGCUUUAUAUUUUUGCUUCUUGUAAACAGAUAUGAACAACGAAAUACACUAGUCUUGUGCAAUGUAGAAAGUGAACGGGAAAGCAAAAAAUCAUUCGGGUAGAAACAAGUUAUUUGUCAGGUACCGGGGAGGCUAAAUAAUCACUGGGUAGACUGAAUUAAACCACUGGGUAGGGUUUCACUGGGUCUGUUACGAAGGGGUGUUCUUUGCAGCGACAUUUUUUAAGUAUGUUGAUACUGUAAAAAUCAAACGGCGACUUCCGUUAAGAAUAAAAAUGCUCAACCCACGGCCCCCAAAAUUAGCAUCUGUUUUAUAACAUCUUCCGAAAUUUAAUGAAGUUUAAAUUGAGAACCUACACUUCAAGCCUCUUUAGCUAAGUGCUGAGGCCAACACGUAUGUCCGAAAUUGUAUUCUUUUUCAUCGGUAAUAAAAAUAGACCAUGAAGAAAGGAAAAAGUAACACUUCACAUGUCGUUUCUCAAGUAAAAGUUGUUUGGAUCGCAAACAAUUAUUAAUAAUAGCCUAUUAAUUUAUCACUGAGUGCACUUCUUGUAAAACGUGAUUAAGAAAUUAAAGAUUAUAAUUGUUGUUGUUGUUGUUGCAUAUUCUCGUGGUCUAUUUCUGUAAGAAAAGCCUUUUUUUGGUCUUUCAAAUAGCUUUUUCCUUUACGUACCUUAGUAAUAGCCGAAAAGAAAGAGCAUACGUAAAUCAUUACGAAGAACAUCCUUGUCCGGAUAUUACAAAGAUGCCCUGAUAUCUUACAAAAAACAAUAAUUGUCGAUGAGUUACUUGAAUAUUGUUACUUAAUAUUCUGCAAGCAUGUCAAACACUGAAAUUUUAUCUCCCACUAUGAAAUUUUUUUAAAAAUUUCAAUAUUCUAAAUCAUAUCAAAUAUUGAACCAUUUUUCCAUUGCGAUCUUUCUCCAACGUUCCAUUUCAUCAUAUCUGCUCAAGGAUCCUAUUUUCCCAAAGAGACCUAUCCUUUGAAAAGUGUUCUCGCACAUAAAGUUGCCAUUGGGCGCUUUCCUUUUACCAAGAAAUUCUCGAUAUUCCGGUUGGGAUGUAAAUGGAGAACACCAUCUUCCUGUAGCAUGUGUUGCAGCCGGCCUACGCGUCGGUCUAGACUAUUGGAGGUGGUUUAGGGUGUAUGCGACGCAGGCUAGUAUACGGGCAUUUCAAUGAAAAAUUCCCUGGAAUAAGUGGAACUAUUAAUAGGUUUCUCCGUUGGAAACGUUCUGAUGGAGAUGAGUGUUUCAUUAAAGAGUGUUCGCAAAGGUUUACGUGUUCCAGGCUGUUCACGGCGAUUUCAUGUGACGCCAUCUUGAAUUAUCGCAAGAGAAGGGAACAAACGUUGUUAUUGCAGAAAACGCCCUCAUGUAUCAAAAUAUUUCACGGUAUAAUAUUUUAAACAAAAGGGACACAUGGCAAAAUCAGAUGUGAAUCACUUUUUUUGGAUGUCAAACCUUACAUCGAUACUGAGUGCCCUUGAAUCCUUUCGAUUCUUCCCGUAAGAAAAGUCUUAUUUUCAUUAUUAUUUUUUUCAAACAACUUCCCUUCAAGUAGCUUAGUUCAGACUGAGCCAAAAAGAGUAUUAGAGUAAUUUAAACAGCCCGGUUUGGCUUGUUUUGCCCAAGAUGUUUGUAUACUGAUUUCUCACUCGACAACUCUAACUAGAGAGAUAUUAGCGUCGAUAUUGCUUCUGAUAUUUUGGUUUUGUGAGUCCUAUUGGUGUUAAGAUGUUAUAACUGUAUUCAUCCCGGCCCGUUCUCGUGGCAUUACUGGUGCCAGGAGUGUGUCUCCAAUAGCCGGGCUCCCUUUAACACACCUGCUAAAAGACUGAAGGCAGGAAAAGUAUUUUAAUUGCUAUUUAUUGUAUUUUUUUUUCUGCAUCUGUAAAGUACUCUAAAAUGCUAAAAAUAAAUGGGAUCGUGAAAACUCCUUGACAUUGGCUUAUAUAUAGUAAGGGAGAUCAACAGCUGCUCUGUUUUGGGACUCCUGAUAGGUUCUGUAAGUAUCGAGGGAUCCAAAUACAAGUAACUUUAGCAUUGUAAAUGAUUGGAUUAUACAAAUAAUAAAAAAAGACGAGACCCGAUGUCAAUUUUUGCCCAAUUUGUUUUCUGUGAGAACAUCAUGCAAAGAGCCAUCGUUUCGGCGCGGAUUUCGUACUUUCUGUACUUUCCCUUGAAACCAUACGGCCUGGGUCUAUUGUAGUGAUCAGAAACCGACCCGAACAAUAAUGUUAGUGAAUGUUAAUGCAUAAAUCAUAAUUCACAUUAUCCAACCUUUUUAGAACUUCAGGAAUCAUUUUUGUUUAUCCUUACUGACAAUAAAGUAAAGGUAGUAACUCUUCCUACAUUUUAAUUCUAAUUUUGCAAAUACUUAGUAGGUUAUAAUGAGAAGGACUCGCACACUGGUGUUGCUAUAAAAAUUAGCGUCCCUGAUCUGCAUCCGCAAAAUUAAAAGAGAAAAUAUUGCGGCUGAUAUUAUAUCAGACUAAUUUUGCAAUAUGUCACUUGUUUGAAUUUUACUUUACGAAUAAGAUAUCUAAUCUAAAUUGAACUCAUAACUCCAUAACUCCAACUAUUUCACAUUUCAAUUUAUUGGUAACAGCUAGGAAUCGACAAAAUUUGACUGGGGAGUUAAAAGCGUUUGUCCACCCGGCAUAAGUUACUACCGGUGAGAAACAAUUUAUUUGAUCAUAUAAACAUUGACACAUACAGAGAUAACUUAAUGGGAAGAAAAACUUUCCGAAGGAAAAAUCCCGGCCUUUUUAAUUUAAUUUCAAUUUCUGUUUUUCUUUUUUAGGAAUGAGAGUAAUUGUAGAAGGACGCAGAUUUCUAUAGCAAUUCUUCAUUUAUUAGAAGUCGUUCUAAUUCAAGUGUUGAAUAGUUGUAUUACCUGUAACUCCUUUGAAAAGGGUCAGUUAUAUGAAAAAUUAUAGUAUGCUUACAUGGGCAUAGCGUGGUUUUACCGUUUAGGUACGCUAACUUUAGUUCUAACUUUGUUCGUUGUCGUUGUUGUUCUUUUUGUUGUUGUUGUUGUUUUUGUUGUAGUCGUUAAAGCGGCUGUGUCACAGCAGUCCAGUUCAUUUUGUUUUAUUUUGCCAAUUACUCGCCCUCAAUCGCUAUGGAACUGAAACUAGGCAAACGAAUCACAUGAUUAGAGACAAACAAAUAUGUCCUCUGAGCAUUACUUUUGAAGCUGCAAACAGCAGAGUUAAACUUUGAAAAACUGUUAGGCUGAAACCCUAAUAACAAUUAUAUUGAAAUUGCGUUAAAAUUUCUGUUGCGUUAUUUUAACCUUCCUUUAACGUUUUAAGCGGUUAUUUUUAUGUUUCUUUUAAUUUAAAGAGCAUUUUGCAAUAACCUAAUUCUGGCUGAAUUUCGUGACACAGCUCCUUUAAUUAAACAAGUUGAGGAGAUUUACUUUGACUAGCUCGACCAAUUUUAAGUGUUUCCUCUUUGCUUUACAUCCUGUUAAUUAUGUUUGAUGUGACGAGAAGUCAAUGCAUGGCUUCGUGGUACAGCCGAUAUUCAGUACUGAGUUAAAAAGUGAUAUUUGCUAGUUUCUUGGUUUAAGUACACUUUUCCGAUAUUUGAUUAUAUUGUUAGCAGAUGCAUUGAAUGCAUCCUUACGCAACUGCGUACCUCAAAAAACUAAAUGAUAAUUAUAUAUAUUUUUUCAUUCUAUUUAUUUCUUUAUUUGACUAAUUUAUUUAUAGAUUUUUUGAAAAAAACGACCUUUACACAUGUAAGACUUUUUUGCUUGUAUUGCUGCUAUUUUACUAAAAAAAAAAUGUGAAUUUUGUACUAUUCAUUUUAAUAUGGGUUCAAAACCCUGUCAUCACAACCACAGUAACAAAAUCAAAAGCCAACAAAAAAAAGAAAGAAAUGGAUCGAAAUCCACGAAUAGCAAUACAAAGACUUUACCUUUUGAACACUUGAAGUCAUUUUCUUCCUUUUUCUGAGAGGUCCACGAAAGAAUUUGAUCCGAUUUGAUGAAAGCGUGAAAUGCAGUCAUUUCGGGUCAGAAUUUAUGAGUUCAUGUUCAAGGUGCUCAGUUCAGUAAAAAUUUGAGUGGUAAAUGAAUUAAAUGGCCCAAAGAUCAAUAAGCGACUUCUUUAGCCGGGGUGUGAUUAACAAGGUUAAUGAAAGGGAACCAACCAACAGAGGAUAAGUCCCUUUUUAACAAUUACAUCAAGUUAUAUUUAUACCAGUAGUACCAAAGGUUGACAAAUAAACAACAAAGUUACUAUAUAGUUAGCGUUUUUUUUUUUUUUUUUUCAUACUAUGAUUUAUGAAACUUCCCCCUGGAAAUCAUGGGAAAUGGAAUUUCCAAGGUCCCUAAAAAUAAAAAUCCUCUGGGGAGUAUGUCCCCAGAUCUCCCUAGAGUCUUGCGCCUUCCCCGCUUGUUUCACUACGCCUUCCUGUGCGUAUACGCCCCUGCGUUCUAACUAACUUCCUCUACAAGUACCGCCUAAGGGGGGAAAAAUCACAAAUUAUUUGUUGCAAAUCACGAUCAGUGGUUUCACAGUAGCUGUAGAAAAGGAUGUGCAGUUAAAAAAUAAAAUGUCUUUCAACGCUUGGCAUCCGGAAACGUCACCAGAUCCUCUAUAAUCAAACCUCCGAAAAAGCAUUUUGAAUUAUUUUGCAUAUUAAAGUUACAUAUGACUUAUUUAUUAUUACAGCGAAUUGUCUUUAUUAGUUUGCGUUAUUAGCGGGUAGUUAUUGACGUUACUGAUUAACGGAGAAAAUUAGGGAAAUAAAUUGUUGUUGCCUGACAUUAAUUUAGCAACCAGCUUGUAAUUGAACUGUAGUAUUUCGAUAAGAAAGAGUAGAUUGGUCCUCUUUACUUACUAUUAACACUAAAAAUUGCUUGAAAAUGUGAGUGUGGUCACAAGCACAAACAACAACAGUAACAAUCAAACGAAUACAGGUCUGUCAACUGGAUCCGAUAAGACUAAGCCAAAUCCUAUGCACAUUGUCUUGUGCAAAGGCAACCUUUUCAUGGCAAAGCUAGGCAUUUCAACUUCUCAACAACAACUGUAAUAACGGUAACAAUAAAUACUACUACUACUACUACUACUACUACUACUACUACUACUACUACUAAAUAAAUACUAUUAAUAAAAAUAAUAAUAACAAUAAUAAUGAUAAUAAUUAAGAAGAAGAAGAGGAAGAAUAAUUAUAAGAAGAAGAGUAAUAAAAGCAACAACAAUAAGGUUUUUUUUUAGCAGACUUCAACUGAUUAAUGACAUUACUUUGGCCCCCAGGUAGCAUAGGGGCUAGUCCAGGCGAGUACAAUACAAGAAAUUACAUCCGUAUGUACUGAAAUAAACUGAAAAUAUAGAGGCAUUCUAGAUUGCACUGCUAGUUUUAACUUCUUUUAAUAGAGGUACUUAAAAGGAGAAACGAAAAUACACACCUAAAUAAUAAAGGCAACAAUUAAAUCAGAAAAAAUGUCGCAAACCCUCGCCUACUGACUGGAGAAAAGCCUCAAUGCCGCGGGUAAAGUGGUUCAAAACCUCACGCAAACCUUGAUAUCGUAUCUCUCAACUUUAAAAGAAAUAAGAGUGAUAAUUUAAAACAAUUUCUUAGGGUAAAGUUUGCUCCUUUUUUUUGCUUUUUAGGUUGCCUAGGUAUAGGAAUAUAGAGAUAAAAACCAUGAAUAAUACUCAGUCUUGCUUUGUUAAAAUUUGAACAGAGCCUUUAAAUUAAUAUUUGUUCAUAUAUAUUUUUUAACCAGAGUCAUUGCAAGUCAUUACAAGUUUUAAGACGACAUUUUCUGUUCGAAACAUUUUUGGUCAAGGAGAUAUUUACUUAUUGGCUUACUGUGGCUGAUAUUUAGCUUUACUUAUAAAUCCUCAGAAUAUUAUUUUCGGAGGAGCUUAGAAUCAAACGCGGUGUUAAAUUUAGAAAGAAUUUUGAUUUUUUUUUUUGUUGUCCUUGUUGCUUUUUUUGUUGUUUUGUGAGUAUAAUUAAUCUUUUCAUUCAACAUAUCACGACAUUUACGAUCAAUGCAAAGCGUAUAAAAGCGCGACAUACGUGUUUCCAAGAACCAGUAGUCACGAAGAUUUGGAGAUGAAGACUCUAAUUCUGUUGGCACUGCUGGCCAUCAGCUUGGCUAGUCCAUUCAACGGAGAUGCAGUUGCAGCAGAUGACAAUCAAACAAAUGAUCUUGUGAAUGAUCUCCGAGAAAGGUAAGGCAGAAACGUAGGUUGUUCGUGCAAUGUUGAAUAAGUUAAAUCAUGGUAUUAUAGAUUAGAUGAUUACAAUGAGUCAAUUGACUGUAAUUAUGUUAAAUGUGCUUCAAAAUGUUUUCCCGCUGCUGCUGUUGCUGCUCUUUCAUCAAAUAAACGUCGUCGCUUUUCAACGCAGAGCACAUCGUUUAUUAUAAUGAAAAGGGUCUUGAGAUUUUUUUUCGUACUUUAUUGGCACGUAAGGUACACCUGCUGGCUUUAGAGUGAACUUAAGACCCAGCAGUGUUCGGAAGUAUCGUCCAAUGUACAGCUGGCGCGUACUUUAAAUUAAUUGCCUGUAAAUGACUGAGGUCAGCUUUCAUAAUAACUUUAAUAAGUUUUCACCAUUGUGUUUAUUUUCUCCAGCAAUGGCGAGUUUUUUUAGAAGAUUUCAUACGGCUGAUUUCGUACAACGGACCGUGUGUUCGCCUCGGUUGUAGUUUCUUCCUGGCUACGGCCCUGCAUGCUCGGUUUAAUCUAUAAAUUGGGUUAUAUCUCAUUUUAGUGAUAAAAAUUUGCAAGAUGAAGAUAAACAGGAUGAAAACCCAAACAAACAUAUAAACAACAAGAAUGAGAACGAUGAAGAUGAAGAUGAGGAAGGCGCCUAUGAUAUGGAGCCAGAAGACGACGACGAUGAGGAAUUUGAGAACGAAGAUGGGAAAGAAAACGCUUUGGCUAAUCCAGAAUACGAGUCUUCAGAUCCUGCUUUGCCUAUUGUGCCUUUUCUAGCAAAGCGUCUCAUCCGUGCUCGCCGUAUAAUACGUGGAAUUCGACGUUUACGCCGACGAAGACGAAGCCGCCGCCGGUCUUCGCGUGGUCGAAAACGUGGGUAAGGCAGAAAUGAAGCUCGUGUAAUGUUGAAUGGGUUAAAAAGAUAGAAUAUAUGUAAGAGAUUAAGAGGGUAUCUCUCCAGUCUUUCUCAGUGGUACGAGUAUCUUAAAUCUGCUUUUAAAUUUUUACAGUCUGCUGCUGAUGUUGCUGUUUUUCUUAAAGAAACGUCGUCGUUGUUAUGUUUUUUUUUUAACCCAGAGAACUUUGCUGAUUCUGAGAAGGUGUUUGAGACUUUGUUUCGUGGUUUAUCGACUCAUAAAUUACACACUUGUUGGCUAUAGAGUGCACUUAAAACCGGUUGCUGUUCAUCUUUGGAUUUAUCGUUCACUAUAGAUCUUGCACGUACUGUUAAUUGCCGGUAAAUUACUGUAGUCAGUUUUGAUAAUAACUUCAAUAAGGUGCCACCAGUGUAAUUAUUUUCAGCAAGACGACUUAUUUUGCGUAGAUGCAGGGUUUAAUCUGUAAAUGCGGUUAAAUCUCACUUUAGUGAUGAAACAUUGCAAGAUGAAGAUACACAGGAUGGAAUUCUAAACAAAGAUAUAAGCAACGAAAGUGAGAACGAUGAAGAAGACGAUGAAGAAGGCGCCUAUGAUAUGGGGCCAGAAGACAACGAUAAUGAGGAAUUGGAAAACGAAGAUGGGAAAGAAAACGCUUUGACCAAUCCAGAAAACGAGUCUUCAGAUCCUAUUUUCCGCAGAAUCGUACGUAUUGGUCGCCGAGUAGUUCGACGUUUCCGCCGACGUAGAAGCCGUCGCGGGUCCUCGCGUCGUCGAAGAAGACGCUAUCGUGGGUAAGCCAGAAACGUGGCUCGUGUAACGUUGAAUAGGUUAAAAAAAUAGAUUUUAUGUAUGAGAUUAAGAGGGUAACUCUUCAGUCUAUCUCAGUGGUACGAGUAUGUUAAAUCUGCUUUAAAAUUUUUACAGUCUGCUGCUGAUGUUGCUGUUUUUCUUAAAGAAACGUCGUUUUUAUUAUUUUUUUUAACCCAGAGGACUUUGUUGAUUAUGAGAAAGUGUUUGGGACUUUGUUUCGUGGUUUAUCGACACAUAAAUUACACACUUGUUGGCUAUAGAGUGCAGUUAAAACCAGCUGCUCUACAUCUUUGGAUUUAUCGUUCACUAUAGAGCUUGCGCGUACUGUUAAUUGCCGGUAAAUUACUGUACUCAGUUUUGAUAAUAACUUCAAUAAAGUGCCACCAGUGUGAUUAUUUUUAGCAAGACGACUUAUUUUGCGUAGAUGCAGGGUUUAAUCUGUAAAUGCGGUUAAAUCUCACUUUAGUGAUGAAACAUUGCAAGAUGAAGAUAUGGGGCCAGAAGACAACGAUGGUGAGGAAUUGGAGAACGAAGAUGGAAUAGAAAACGCUUUGACCAAUCCAGAAAACGAGUCUUCAGAUCCUAUUUUCCGCAAAAUCAUACGACGUGUUGGUCGCAGAUUAAUUCGACGUUUCCGCCGACGUAAUAGCCGUCGACGAAGACGCCGCUUUGGUUGAUGACUGAAACGACCAAAACGGUAAACGAACUAUCUAUCUACCUAUCCUUCUAUCUAUCUAUCUAUCUAUCUAUCUAUCUAUCUAUCUAUCUAUCUAUCUAUCUAUCUAUCUAUCUAUCUAUCUAUCUAUCUAUCUAUCUAUAA
This is a messenger RNA of Porites lobata, 22247 nucleotides long. NCBI's taxonomy places the organism in Eukaryota, Metazoa, Cnidaria, Anthozoa, Scleractinia, Poritidae. The record is from the annotation of a GenBank genome assembly.